Ctenopharyngodon idella (grass carp) is the source of this 1420-nucleotide messenger RNA. It is a transcript of the gene rbp7a, whose product is annotated as retinol binding protein 7a, cellular. The record is from RefSeq and is a predicted model, not a curated record. NCBI's taxonomy places the organism in Eukaryota, Metazoa, Chordata, Actinopteri, Cypriniformes, Xenocyprididae. Gene Ontology annotation, cellular component: cytosol; nucleus. Gene Ontology annotation, molecular function: fatty acid binding. Gene Ontology annotation, biological process: fatty acid transport. The coding region runs from base 353 to 760 and encodes 135 amino acids. The transcript has 4 exons.
AGUAAAGUUGACUGCAUGUGAACAUCUGAUAAAAGUUCGACAUUAAGGACUUUUAAUGCCAUUUUCAAUCAUAUGUCAAGCGUUGCAUUUUAUAUAGCCUAACUAACUUAGCGUCUGAACAGGUAAUAUUUUAAUCACGAGUGUGUUUUAGCAAACUAUUAGCACACAACUACCGGCCAGACAAGUUUUUCUUUACGCAACGGAUGAGGCAAAGCCUGAGCAAGAAUCAAAGACAUUCACGUUAGAAAACGAAGGACCGCCCACUCAGCUCAUGAACACAUAUAAAGAGUUGGGAAUCUCUCAUACCUUGCACCUUCAUUUCUACUAGGAUAGUUUGCAGACGGUUAACAAAAUGCCUGUAAGCCUCUGUGGUACAUGGGACAUGGUCAGCAAUGUCAACUUUGAGGGGUACAUGAUUGCAUUAGGGAUCGGCCUGUACACCCGUAAGAUCGCCCUUAAGCUAAAACAUCGUAAAGUAAUCGAGCAGGUGGGGGAUCAAUAUGUUGUCAAGACUAUCAGCACUUUCAAAAACUACACAUUCUCCUUCAGAGCUAAUGAGGAGUUUCAAGAGUUCACCAAGGGACUGGAUGACAGACACUGCAAGUCUCUGGUGACCUGGGAGGGGAACAGGUUGGUGUGCAUUCAAAAGGGUGAGAAGAAGAACAGAGGUUGGGCACACUGGAUCGAGGAUGACAAACUUCAUUUGGAGUUGCACUGUGAAGAUCAAGUCUGCAAGCAAGUUUUCAAACGGGUUGUGUGAGGCCCUGCUGUGGCGUUUACUACUCGAAAAGGUGUAAUGAUGUAAACUGAGUUGUUUACACUUCUGUUUCAGAGGAAUAUGAGGCAAGAACAUGAACCAAGAGUUUCAACUUGUGCCUCAAAACCUGACUAAUCAUUUACAAGCAGUAGGAGGCUUGCAGACUGAGUCAGAAUGUCUGGGAGCAUGAUUCAUAGUGCCACUAGAGGGCGCAAUAGGACCAUGAACACACAGAACUCGGGUCAACAGCAGUUUAGCCCCUGGAGACGCUCACUGCGUGUUGUCAAUAGUUGUGCCACCAUUGCCUAAUCAUGUUUACAUGUGAUGAGAGCGUCAAGAGACGCAUUCACAACCAUUUAGCAAUGUGUAAUGUACUUCUGUUUUUCUGCAAGCCAGAAUUAUUAUUAUUAUUAUUAUUUUACCAGAAUAUGGCUAGUCAAGGACCAUUCUUCAUUUUGAAUACAUUUUUAAAAACGUUUUGUAAAACUGAUUUAGUUUAAAUUUUUUUUUUUAUAUAAGCUUGUUAAGCUUUAUUUUAUUUUUUUUGUUUAUGUAUGUUUUAUAUACACACUUUGUUAAUUCUAUUACUUGAAUUCAACACCUUGUUCAACUCUGUUACUUGAAAGUCACUUAUUGUGCAAUAAAAUUUGGAACAAGCUAUAA